Messenger RNA from Tetrahymena thermophila SB210, 1668 nucleotides. RefSeq lists its product as hypothetical. NCBI's taxonomy places the organism in Eukaryota, Ciliophora, Oligohymenophorea, Hymenostomatida, Tetrahymenidae. The transcript is spliced from 8 exons. The record is from RefSeq and is a predicted model, not a curated record.
AUGAAUGGUAAUUAUUAUAUUCGUUAAGUUUUAAUGGUAAAUUAAGAUGAUUUAUAAUUAGAAUCAUAAGAAAACUUUAAUAGCAAUUAGUAAAUUACUUUAUAUAAAGCAUAUCUAAUUGAUUAUUUUUUAUAUUUUUACAAUUUUCAUUAAUUUUAUCAAAUAAGUAACCAUUCAAAAGUAUUUAUGAAUAAAGGAUUAGUCUCAUAGUUAGAUGAAAAAGUCUUUAUCAAAACUGCAUCCAAUAAUUUUGCAAAUAAAAGUAUGAAAAAGUUCAAUUUAUAUGCAAAGCCUGUAAAAAAUAACAAAUCAUCAUUUCAUAUUGAUCUUAGUUCUGAUAACUAAAAAUCUAAAUUGAAUAGCUCAUAUGACAAUUAGAGAAAUAAUGAAAGCCUAAAAAGAAAUACUCGAUAUAGUUCAAUAGAUAGACAUACUCCAUAAAAUUAAAAAGAGGAGCAAAAUGUAAAUAAAGAAAACCUUUUGUCAUAACUUUCAAAGAGAAAGCCCAGACCAAUUAGUAUUUUAGAUCAAUUAUAAAAUUUACCAGUAAGCGGUGGUUCAACAAGAAGCUACUAAGCAAAUGAUUAGUUGAAAUAAACUCCAAGAACUUAAAUGAUUGUUUGCAACUAAUGCAAAGAAACAAUGCCUAGAGAAUUAUUCUUUAAACACUAUGAUAAGGACUGCAAAGGUUUUAGAGGGUACUCCAAUUACACCCCAUAAAAUGUCAGGGAAAGCCUUAAAGAUAUCUUUUAGAAUAAUUCCUUUAAUAAAUUAGAAAAACCUUUGGAUCUUCUUGAGCUCAAAAAAUAAAAAUUGAUUUAAAGUAUAGAUAAAAGGCGGAGUAGUGCAAGCUAUCAUUAAGAAAAUUAGGUAGAUUUAUAAGAGGGGAAAAUAGUGUACAAGGCAAACACGGAUAAGAAGUGCUGUCCUUUUUGUGAAAUUUUUAUAAAAGUAGAAAAAUUUGAGGAACAUAUUAAUGAAUGUAGACUUUUUAGUAUUGUAGAUAAUUUAAAAUAAGGUUAUUUAGAUAAAAGUGAAAGCAAUACAAGCGUUUAAAUUGGAUCAAGACCUCCAACUUAAUCAAAAGAAAAUAGAAGAAAUUAUUCUAAGCCUUAGUCAUCACUUUCAGGAGGUGAAAGUGAUUAUUUGGAGGCCACAAACCAAUUUAAGUAGAUAAGGUAAGCAAAAAGUUUAGUAAAGAACAGAGUGAAAAAAAAUAGUAAGAUAGAAUAAUAAAAAUAAUUUAAUAAAGUUUAUGAUAAUUAUUAAGAUAUCAUAUAGAAAAGGAUAUCGGAUAUAAGCUAGCUAAAGAGAGAAAGAGAUGAAUUAAGAGAAAACAACCUUAAAGCAAUAAAAAGCAAUUUAGAUAUUUUAAGAAUAGAAAUACAAGAUCUCAAAGACUAAGCUGCUUACGAAGCAUUUUAGCAUGGUCAUUCUCAUGAGUAUUUGCAAUGUGGUGAAUGUGAAGCAAUUCUUUUGAAAUACAAUUCAUUGAUAAAGUAGAAAAACUAACAAAUGCAAGAGUUAAAAUAAUAGCAGAAGGAUCUUAUUGAAUAAGCUAAGCAAUAAGAAAUAGAAGAUUAUAUGUAAAAAACAUAAUUAAAAGGUAAUAGUGUAGGAGAUUCUUCAAGGUCUCCCUCUUAAAAAAAAUAAGAAUCUUUUAAAUGA